AUGGCGGGAUUGAAGGAGGCAAAAGAUCAACCAGAUGCUGGAUUGAGGAGUUUGAAUCACUAUGCCAAUUCAUUGCCGCUCUGGCGCUACUGGCCACGACAGAAACUGAUUCCCCUCGUCCGUUAUGAGACACCGUACCUCGCAUGGCUGCAAGAGAAGAUGCGCACCCCGGCGCUGGACUCAUACUUCGCAUUCACGGCGAACCUCGGCACACACACUUUCUUCAUGGUCUUUCUACCUUUCCUGUUCUGGUGUGGUCAUACCAGCCUGGGUCGAGGGCUUGUGCACAUCCUCGCGGCCGGCGUCUUUAUCAGUGGAUUUAUCAAGGACUUGCUCUGUCUACCCCGACCUUUAUCUCCUCCCCUCCAGCGGAUCACCAUGUCUGGCUCUGCUGCACUUGAAUACGGAUUUCCUUCCACGCAUUCCACCAACGCCGUGUCCGUGGCGGUCUACGCGCUGGCGCUGCUGAAAUCGCCCGAUUCGACCGUGCCCUCGCAAACGAACUUCAUCUUGCAGAUUGUCACAUAUCUCUACGUGACUUCCAUCGUCAUCGGGCGACUGUACUGCGGCAUGCAUGGCUUUUUCGAUGUGGUCAUUGGGUGCCUGCUCGGUGCGUUGAUUGGCCUGGCCCAAUUCAGCUACGGCCCUGCCUUUGAUGAGUAUAUAUUAUCGGCGACGUGGGUGGAGAUCCUGGUCAUCCCGACUGUCAUCCUCAUCCUCGUCCGUAUCCACCCCGAACCAGCAGAUGAUUGUCCAUGCUUCGAUGAUAGCGUUGCGUUUGCGGGGGUUUGGCUCGGAGUCGAUGUGGGCUCAUGGUAUUUUACAACGUCCAGUCUCGCAUGGGCGGAUCCUCUGCCUGGAACAAUUCCGUACAGUUACCAGCGUCUUGGUCUCUUGGGCACGGUGAUCCGCCUCGUGGUCGGGGUUUUGUGUGUUUUCGCCUGGCGAGAGUUUACCAAGCCAACGUUGCUGCGUAUCCUUCCGCCUGUCUUCCGAAGCCUUGAGAAAGUGGGCCUGCUUCUACCCCGUCGAUUCUUUACUACGGCUUCGCGGUACACCACUAUUCCCCCGAACUUGAAGGACGACGAGGUAUUUCCAAAUAUCUCAGACAUUCCAUCUUUCAUCACGACCAUACGUCAUCCUCGCCGCCGAGCAGUGUCGGUUGGUCCUCAGUCUGAGGCCGACGCCUACGAAGCCCUUGCCUACCGGGAAAAGCGGAGACGCGAAAGCCUGUCGGGGGGAAACCAGGAUCCUCUCGCGGAUGACACUCGCAGUGCAAACGGUAGACCAGCGCUGAACCGAAAACCGUCCAAGCUGGAUCAUUACGAGGAAAUGAUGGGCACCGUCAGCUCCGGUGCGGCCAACGGCGUGGCUAAUUCGAACAUACCACAAUCGGCAUAUCUUUCCCCCGCUGCGAAUGCCGGUACUGGCCCCGCCGAUGCGAGAGAGGUCUUCUCGCAGAUCAAAAAGCCUCGUGUGCGUUAUGAUGUGGAGGUGGUGACCAAAUUGGUUGUGUAUGCGGGAAUUCCUUGGGUGGUCAUUAAUGUGGCCCCUCCCGUUUUUCAAUUCAUCGGCUUCGGUGUUUCCUCUUAA
Messenger RNA from Penicillium oxalicum, 1593 nucleotides. RefSeq names its product phosphatase PAP2 family protein. The record is from RefSeq and is a predicted model, not a curated record. The coding region runs from base 1 to 1593 and encodes 530 amino acids. Gene Ontology annotation, cellular component: endoplasmic reticulum membrane. Gene Ontology annotation, molecular function: sphingosine-1-phosphate phosphatase activity. Lineage: Eukaryota; Fungi; Ascomycota; Eurotiomycetes; Eurotiales; Aspergillaceae. The transcript has 5 exons.